Molecule: messenger RNA, 775 nt
Organism: Sardina pilchardus (European sardine)
Lineage: Eukaryota; Metazoa; Chordata; Actinopteri; Clupeiformes; Clupeidae
Gene: cdnf
Product: cerebral dopamine neurotrophic factor
Exons: 4
Coding region: 79-615 (178 amino acids)
Biological process (GO): dopaminergic neuron differentiation; neuron projection development
Cellular component (GO): endoplasmic reticulum
Source: RefSeq, a predicted model, not a curated record
UGCAGGCACGAAAGGCAGCGCAUGGGGUACUGGGUAUUGAAGUUCACUUAGAUACGAAGUGACUUUAAAAAAAAUACUAUGCCUCUCACUAAUAUAUUACACGUCCUGUUGGUUUUGAAUGUGGUCGUCGGCCUUAUCGGUGCCGACGAAUGCGAAGUCUGUGUGGGUUUUCUAGGACGUCUCUAUAAAUCUCUCAUCAGCACACAUUCAGAGUUGAGCCAUGCCAUCGUGGAGCAAGGCCUCAUUCAGACCUGUGCUGAGGCAACCGGGAAAGACAGCCGCUUGUGCUACUACCUGGGAGCUUCCAGUGAUGCUGCAGCCAGAGUGAUAGGGGAAGUGGCACGCCCUCUCAGUGCCCACGUCCCGCCCCCUAAAAUCUGUCAGAAGCUCCAGAAGAGAGAUAGCCAGAUUUGUGAACUGCAAUACGAUAAAGCUGUUCUGGACUGGAGCAGGGAUGCCCUCUCCAAGCUGCGCGUGUUGGAGCUCAAACGCCUGCUGGCCUCGUGGGGGGAGGAGUGCAGGGCCUGUCUGGAGAAGGGCGAGUUCAUCGACCUCAUCCAGCAGGUGGCGCCAAAACACAGUAGCGCCGCCCAGGGACGCUCGGCAGAGCUCUGAUGGGCUCCACUGCGCAGCUCCGCGACAGGGACCGUCGCCAGCAGCUCGCUGAGCCUCACCGCGCAGCUCCGCACUGCACGGGGUGAGCUUAAAGCGCUGCUUCCCCUCCAGACUCCGAAAGCAACUGUGGAAUAAAGGAAAGCAAUAAUUACAGUAUAUU